Molecule: messenger RNA, 2523 nt
Organism: Etheostoma spectabile (orangethroat darter)
Lineage: Eukaryota; Metazoa; Chordata; Actinopteri; Perciformes; Percidae
Product: extracellular calcium-sensing receptor-like
Exons: 9
Biological process (GO): G protein-coupled receptor signaling pathway
Cellular component (GO): plasma membrane
Molecular function (GO): G protein-coupled receptor activity
Source: RefSeq, a predicted model, not a curated record
AUGUCUUCCUCUCUUCCCUCAUCUUGUAAAUUGCGGAGAAAGUUUCACCUUAAUGCAAUGCACAAGCCUGGCGAUGUGGUUCUGGGUGGGCUGUUCGAGGUCCACUACACCUCUGUCUUCCCUGAGCGGACAUAUACGUCACAGCCAAAUCCGCCCAGCUGCCAAGGCUUUGACCCUCCAGGGUUCAGGCAUGCCAUGACCAUGGCCUUUGCUAUUGAUGAGAUCAACAAAAACUCCACUCUGCUUCCUAAUGUGACUCUGGGAUACAGUCUUUAUGACAACUGUGCUACACUUGCUGUUGGGUUCAGUGCUGCAAUGUCAAUGGCGAGUGGUCAAGAAGAGCGGUUUCUGCUUCAGGAGAACUGUUUAGGGGCCCCUCCAGUCCUGGGGAUUGUGGGCGAUCCCUUUUCAACAUUUUCCAUUGCAAUCUCCAAUGUUCUAGGUUUAUUUAAACUGCCAAUUGUGAGUUAUUUUGCCACAUGUUCCUGCCUGAGUGAUAGGCAAAGGUUUCCAUCCUUCUUUAGAAUGAUCCCAAGUGAUGCUUUCCAGGUGCGUGCAAUGAUUCAGAUUCUAAAACGCUUUGGCUGGACCUGGGCAGGUCUGCUGGUCAGUGAUGAUGACUACGGACUCCACGCUGCCCGAUCCUUUCAAUCUGACCUGGCACUGUCCGGCGGAGGUUGUCUGGCCUACUCAGAGAUUUUGCCUUGGGGUGAGAACCCAGCUGAAGUAAAGAGGAUUGUGGAAGUGAUGACGAAAUCCACAGCUCGUGUGGUCAUCGUGUUUGCACAUCAGAUCCAGAUGAUUCAACUCAUGGAAGAGGUGGUGAGACAGAAUGUGACAGCCCUUCAGUGGAUUGCCAGUGAAGCUUGGACAUUACUUGACGGACUCCAUACACCGGCCUUCAUGCCAUACCUGCGUGGCACACUGGGCAUUGCUAUCCGUCAUGGAAAAAUACCAGGACUCAAGGACUUCCUACUAAGGAUUAAUCAUGUCCAACACCUCAACAGCAGCUAUGAUAAUAGCAUGGUGAAGCAGUUUUGGGAAUACACAUUUCAGUGUAGAUUUGCACCACUUCCAGCAGGUUGGGUGGAGGCUGGGGGAGAACCAUGCACUGGACAGGAAAAUCUAGAAAAUGUGGAGACUGAGUUUUUAGAUGUUUCUAAUCUCAGGCCUGAGUACAAUGUUUACAAGGCUGUGUACACGCUGGCGUAUGCCCUCGAUGAGAUGCUGCGCUGUGUCCCAGGGAGAGGGCCUUUCAGCGGGCACAGCUGUGCUACUUUGCAAACACUGGAGCCAUGGCAGCUGGUGUAUUAUUUGGAAAAGGUCAACUUCACCACAACAUUUGGUGAUCAAGUGUCAUUUGAUGAAAAUGGUGAUGCCUUACCAAUAUAUGAUAUCAUGAACUGGCUGUGGCUCCCUGAUGGAAAAACUAAAGUUCAGAGUGUGGGGGUUGUUAAAAUUGAUUUCGCUCUUCUUUUCCUGUAGCCACCCAGGUCAGUGUGUAGUGAGAGCUGCACCCCAGGGACCCGUAUGGCCAGGAAGAGGGGAAUGCCUGUGUGCUGUUUUGACUGCAUUCCUUGUUCUGAGGGAAAGAUCAGCAAUAAAACGGAGUCUAUGGAGUGCUCUUAUUGUCCAGAGGACUAUUGGUCCAGCCCCCAGCAUGACCACUGUUUUCCUAAGAAGAUGGAAUUCCUCUCCUACUAUGAUCCUCUGGGUAUCUGUUUGACCACAGCAUCAUUGCUGGGCACAUUUAUCUGUGCUGUUGUCCUGGGCAUCUUCACCUAUCAUCGCAGUACACCUAUGGUACGCGCCAACAAUUCAGAACUGAGCUUCUUGCUUUUGGUGUCACUAAAGCUAUGUUUCCUGUGUUCACUGCUGUUUAUCGGCCGUCCCAAACUGUGGACAUGCAAGCUGAGACAUGCAGCAUUUGGGAUCAGCUUUGUACUUUGUGUCUCAUGCAUCCUGGUAAAAACCAUGGUGGUUCUGGCAGUGUUCAAGGCAUCCAAGCCAGGAGGUGGAGAUAGUCUGAAGUGGUUUGGUGUUUUGCAGCAGAGAGGGACAGUUCUGGUUCUUACUUCUAUUCAGGCAGCAAUCUGCACCGCUUGGCUUGUCUCUGCCUCACCAGCUCCUUAUAAAAACACUCAAUACCACAAUGAUAAGAUAGUUUAUGAGUGUGUAGUUGGGUCUACAGUUGGUUUUGCAAUGUUAAUGGGCUACAUUGGCUUACUGGCUAUCCUUAGCUUCCUCUUAGCCUUCCUGGCGAGGAAUCUUCCAGACAACUUCAAUGAGGCCAAGCUGAUCACAUUCAGCAUGCUGAUCUUCUGUGCUGUGUGGGUGGCCUUUGUCCCGGCCUAUGUCAACUCUCCAGGCAAAUAUGCAGAUGCAGUGGAGGUAUUUGCCAUCCUGGCCUCCAGUUUUGGCCUUUUGGCGGCACUGUUUGGACCCAAAUGUUACAUCCUACUGCUGAGACCAGAGAGGAACACAAAAAAAGCAAUCAUGGGUCGAGGCACCACCAAGUCAUAA